Molecule: messenger RNA, 549 nt
Organism: Nerophis lumbriciformis (worm pipefish)
Lineage: Eukaryota; Metazoa; Chordata; Actinopteri; Syngnathiformes; Syngnathidae
Source: RefSeq, a predicted model, not a curated record
AUGAAGCACGCGACAUCCAGCCGACCCACCGGCGUCCAGCCAGCGACCUGUGCCAGAGCACAGGGCGGACACCCAGAAGACAGGGGAAGGCAGAAGAAGGAGAACGCCGAGGGGCCACUGCGGAGUGACGUGAGAUUGGAGCCCCGACCUAUCCCCAUUCCCACGGCCAUCAGCCCAGGAGGUCCUCCUGAUGUCGGAAAGAUGCUAGGUGGGGAGGAGAAGGAGGAAGAUCCAGAUGCAGCAAAGAAAGAGGAGGAAAGGCAGGAGGCGCUCAGGCAGCAGGAGGAGGAGAGGAAGGCCAAAUAUGCCAAGAUGGAGGCAGAAAGGGAAAAUAUGAGACAAGGCAUCAGGGAUAAGUACGGCUUGAAAAAGCGCGAGGAGGCCGAAGCGGAGGCUGCAGCCGCGGCAGAGGAGCCCGCGGCUGGCAGCUUGACCCGACCAAAGAAGGCGGUGCCCACCGGCUGUGGGGAUGAAGAGGAGGAAGAGAGCAUCAUGGACACAGUGAUGAAAUACCUGCCAGGUCCACUCCAGGAUAUGUUAAAGAAGUAA